Molecule: messenger RNA, 659 nt
Organism: Cricetulus griseus (Chinese hamster)
Lineage: Eukaryota; Metazoa; Chordata; Mammalia; Rodentia; Cricetidae
Source: RefSeq, a predicted model, not a curated record
GGCUGGGAAAUGCUGUCAGUCGGAUUUCUUCCUUCUGUCUAGCCAUGUCUGGUCGCGGCAAGGGCGGGAAAGGCCUUGGCAAGGGCGGCGCCAAGCGCCACCGCAAGGUUCUCCGCGACAACAUCCAGGGCAUCACCAAGCCCGCCAUCCGCCGCCUGGCCCGCCGUGGCGGAGUCAAGCGCAUCUCCGGCCUCAUCUACGAGGAGACCCGCGGGGUGCUGAAGGUGUUCCUGGAGAACGUGAUCCGCGACGCGGUCACCUACACGGAGCACGCCAAGCGCAAGACCGUCACCGCCAUGGACGUGUCUACGCGCUCAAGCGCCAGGGCCGCACGCUCUACGGCUUCGGCGGCUGAGCUGCUCAACCAACCUCCCAGCUUUAUUCUCUUAAAGGCCCUUUUCAGGGCCACCCACUCGACUCUCUUAAAGGGCUGUAGCAUCCUGGCAAGUUCCGCUCUUUCCAGGAUUUGGGGCUUACGUGGUUCGGUCGGCUACGUACUGGAUCCUUCAUUCACAGGGUCUCCUGUUGGUGGGGUGGGCAACAGGAGGGUCCCGAGAGAAGAAAGAAACAUCCAGCCUUAUUGUUUAGCUCGUGUGCGUCUCCUGUGUUCACGUCUUUGUCUAACUUCUGUGCGUUCAGUGUGAGGUACCCAGUUGGCU